Penaeus monodon (black tiger shrimp) is the source of this 861-nucleotide messenger RNA. RefSeq lists its product as uncharacterized. Lineage: Eukaryota; Metazoa; Arthropoda; Malacostraca; Decapoda; Penaeidae. The record is from RefSeq and is a predicted model, not a curated record. The coding region runs from base 1 to 861 and encodes 286 amino acids. The transcript has 4 exons.
AUGACAUUGUGGUUGCAUCUGUCCUUUGAUGCUCACCUGAAUCAUCUGCGAAAGACGUUAGGACUCCUUGAAAAUUCAGGCAUGAAACUUAAGGAGGUUAACACCUGUCUGUGUCUUCCAGAUUUUGACCGACCAUUCGAGAUCCACACUGAUGCUAGUGGUCAGGCUCUUGGUGCUGUUCUUCUCAACUGGGAUGCAGAUCGGCCACCACAUGCUGUUGCGUAUUGGUCAAGGAUACUAAGAGAUGCAGAAUCUCGUUAUCCCAUCAUUGACUGGAGGCCCUUGGAUAUACCCCCAGGAGAGCCUACCCGAUCUGUUUAUGAUUGUCCUGCAGAAAACUCCAAUGCUGAGCAUGAGUCCAAUUCUGAUGCUCCACUAUUGGAAAUACCCCCGUCAGUGCAGGAUCAGCAGGUGCAAGAAGAGCAACCACGUCAGAUGCCCAACCUUACAUCUCUAGCCUCUCAUCAGAUUAGAGAAGAACAGCUACAGGAUCCUGUCUGUUCGGAUCUGAUAGCCUGGCUUAAGAGACAUCGUGUUGUUAAACAGAUUUAUGUGUCACGCCAUCUGUAUAAGCAGGCAUUACACAUGGCUCACCAACCUCCAAUGGCAGCUCAUCCAGGAGCUUUGCGCACUUAUCAGUAUUUACGUAAUAACUGGUUCUUCCUGAACAUGCUUCACUUGGCACGAACAUAUGUUGCAGGAUGUGAAACGUGUCAGCUUCACAAAACUCCAGUGGUAAGAGCACCUAUGCAAGGAUCUCAAGCUCCCUUGGAAAUGGUCUCCACUCAGUUCUGCACAAAGGAUUUCAAUAUGUCUUGUCCAUCAUACAUGCUAUAUCCAGUUGGCCCCUCUCAGGGAUAG